AUGCACUUAAGAAACCGUCUUUUGUUAUUAUUACUAGUAAAAACAAUAUUAUGGAACUCGAAAAAUAGUGAAAGUUUCAUUUUAAAAAGGAAAGAGACAGUUGUAAUUGGAUCAACAGGAAAUCGGAACAAUAAAAAGAAUAUUAGAAGAAGGCUAAUAAAAGAGGAAAGUAUUGGCAAUGAAACAGAACAAAUUUUGACAUCAUCAGAAAACGAACAUUAUAUAAGAAAUAAAUUAAAAGAAUUUGAAAAAUAUAGAAUAGAAUCAUAUAGCUCCAAAUACACUUUUUUUUUUCCAGGACAAGGAGAACAAUAUAUAUCUAUGGGUUUAGAUACUUAUAAUAAUUGUAAGCAAUCAAAAGAAAUAUAUGAUCGUGCAAGUAAAAUUUUGGGUUAUAAUUUAAUGGAUGUAAUUAAAAAUGGACCAAUAGAAAAAUUAAAAAAUUCAGAAAUUGCACAGCCAUCUAUUUAUACAGUAUCUAUUGCUGCGUAUGAAAAAUUAAAAUAUGAAAAUAAUGAAGCACUUAUGAAAUUAAACUUAUGUAUGGGUUAUUCAUUAGGGGAAUAUUCCGCUUUAACAUGUUCAGAAUCCUUACCUUUUGAAGAAGGGGUAUAUUUAACAAAAGAAAGAGGAAAAGCUAUGCAAAAUUGUGCAAAAUUGUAUGAUAUGACAACAGUUGCAAUUGUUGGAUUAACAUUAGAUACUAUUUAUAAAUUAAUAGAAGAUGUUAAUAAAGAAAUGAAAGAUGAUAUUUUUAUUGUUAGUUAUAUGACAGAUAAAAAAUUUGGAUUAUGUGGAAAACCACAAAGUAUGGAAUACCUUAAUAAAUUGGCAAAAGAAAAAUAUAAAGCUAUUUUUACAAAAAAAUUACAAAUAUCUGGUGCAUUCCACUCAUCUUAUAUGUUCCCAGCUAGGAAAACAUUAGAAAAUGUAUUAAAUCAAAUAAAUUUUAAAAAGUUAAAAGUCCCUGUCUUGUCAAAUGUAGAUGGCAAUGCAUAUGAUGACCCCUCUAUAAUUAAACAGUUGUUGCUUCUCCAGUUAACUAGUCCCAUAAAAAUAAAUAGCUGUUUACAAAAUAUUUUAAAAUAUGGCUAUGAAUGUGGUUAUGAAUUAGGACCAGGUACUAUUAACUCGAACCUUUUAAAAGAUGUAUCCCAAAAAAAAAAAACUGCUAUUCCUUAUAUAUGA
Messenger RNA from Plasmodium malariae, 1188 nucleotides. RefSeq names its product malonyl CoA-acyl carrier protein transacylase precursor, putative (gene MCAT). The coding region runs from base 1 to 1188 and encodes 395 amino acids. Gene Ontology annotation, molecular function: transferase activity. The transcript has a single exon. NCBI's taxonomy places the organism in Eukaryota, Apicomplexa, Aconoidasida, Haemosporida, Plasmodiidae. The record is from RefSeq and is a predicted model, not a curated record.